GCAGGUCACGUGAGAACAUGUGACGUCACCCGGACGCUGGAUCCUCUUGUUGAAGAACAUCUCUUCAAGAAGAGGCUGCACUUAGAGAAAAACAAACCAAAACAUCAAACAACUGUAGAUUCGUUUUUAACAGAACUAAAACGCCGGCGUCUCUUCCGGAAGAGCCAAAAUGACGGCAGCAGUGUUUUUUGGAUGCACUUUCAUCGCCUUCGGCCCAGCCGUCGCGCUGUUCCUGUUUACUAUCGCCCGGGAGCCGCUGAGGGUCAUUUUCCUCAUAGCAGGAGCGUUUUUCUGGUUGGUGUCCCUGCUGCUGGCCUCCCUGGUGUGGUUCAUCUCAGUUCAGAUCAGUAAUAAGGACAGUGCGUCGCAGCAGAAAGGUCUGCUCAUCUUUGGCGUGGUUCUGUCCGUCCUGCUGCAGGAGACCUUCCGCUUUGCUUACUACAAACUGCUGAAGAAAGCAAAUGAAGGACUCCUUGCUCUAAGUCAAGAGGAAACUAUGCCGAUAUCCGUACGACAGCUGGCCUACGUGUCUGGCCUCGGGUUCGGCUUCAUGAGUGGAGCGUUCUCUGUGGCGAACAUCCUGGCUGACUCAGUUGGACCCGGGACUGUGGGGAUCCAUGGAGACUCGCAGCAUUACUUCCUGUCUUCAGCCUUCAUGACGAUGGCCAUCAUCCUGCUGCACAUGUUCUGGGGAGUCGUGUUCUUUGAUGCCUGUGAGAAACAGCGGUGGUGGGCUGUCGCUGCUGUUGUCGUCAGUCACCUCCUUGUGUCCUGCCUGACCUUUCAGAACCCUGAGUAUGUUGCCAGCCUGGUUCCGACCUACGUCGUCUUGUUCCUGAUGGGAGUUUGGGCGUUUUACACGGCGGGCGGCUCCCUCCGCAACCUCAAACUCUGCCUCACCUGCAAAGACAAGGACUUCCUGCUGGCCAACCACCGACCCAGAUAACGCCGCGUGCUCGGCAGAAUAACAGGACUCUAUCCAAAGAUCACACACGCACACGAACACACGACAGGUUGUUAACCGGCUGUUUCAUUCUGCACAGGCUUAAAGAAAUGUGAACGAUGAUAACUCUGGGUUUUAUUUUAGCUGGAUGAAAUCAGAUUUCUCUCCUGGUGAUUUGAAAGAAACUUGCAUGGCAACACUCCUGACAUUCUUUAGAUAUGGAGUCUGGUGACUGACGGCUUCAUGUGCCGCCUGUGUAAAAGCUCUUUAAAUGUGGAUUAUGAAAACUUUUCUGUAUAUAAGUCUACAUUUUUUAAAUCUUGAUGAUAGUGAAAGCUUAGAGGCGUCAGAACACGGCACAAACAAACGGUGAACUCACUGCUGAUAUUUAUCUGUUUAACCUGGUUGUUUUCAAGUUCAGUGUCUCUCUUCAUCAUGGGAUUAGAAAAUCUUCAACCCAACACAAACAAAUUCAGAUUAACUUGCCUGUAAUUGUUGGUACUCAAACUCUGAUUAGCCGAACUAGAAACUAAACAACACUGAAGCAGUUUAAUUUCAGACCAACUGUUUGACCUUUUUAUGUUGAUUUCUGCACACGUGUUUGCGCAGUCAUUGAUGGUGCAUUUAGUGUUUUAACUUUGUCUACUGCAUCAGAAAUCACACUGAAUGUUUUCUUUGCACUUGGUUUUAGUUUGUAUGAAAGUGGAUGAUUAAAACCCAUGGGCUUGAACUUAAACAUGUAAGUUUUACUUUACAUUACAUUUCGUUCAGUCCCUAAAACAAACACGCCCUACAGUAAUAAAUCAGUUGUUGGUAUGUUUCAGAAAUGUGGUACCAGUUUGUUGAAUUUACUUUCUAUUGUUUACGCUGGCUGAAAAAAAGGACUGACUAAAACAACAUACAUAUCUGUCAGUGGACUGUAAACACAACAAUAAAUAACGAAAGAACCUGAA
Molecule: messenger RNA, 1896 nt
Organism: Nematolebias whitei (Rio pearlfish)
Lineage: Eukaryota; Metazoa; Chordata; Actinopteri; Cyprinodontiformes; Rivulidae
Gene: aph1b
Product: APH1B gamma secretase subunit
Exons: 6
Coding region: 170-946 (258 amino acids)
Biological process (GO): Notch receptor processing; positive regulation of catalytic activity; Notch signaling pathway
Cellular component (GO): gamma-secretase complex; endoplasmic reticulum; membrane
Molecular function (GO): protein-macromolecule adaptor activity
Source: RefSeq, a predicted model, not a curated record